AUAAAAAAAUACAUGGAAAGUGGGAGAACAAUAUGAGUAGAAAGAAAGAAAGAAAGAAAGAAAGAUGAAGAAAAAAAAGGUAUGUGGGAGGGGUUGACUUCCAUCUAUUCCUUGGAGUUUGUAUUGUGACUUUCUGUAUUUUAGUAAUUUAUAGUCCAAACCGUCUUCUUCCCCUUUGUCUCUAAAAUUUCUUGUUGUUCUUGUCAUUUCAAAUUAUAAGCUCCAUUUUAAGUUGAUUAAAAUAUUCUUUUACCAUGUCCCAGUUCGUUUGUUUUUUCGGUAAUCCUUGAUUCGGAGAGAGCCAGUAAGUUAAUUUAUCCAUAUUCAUUAUUUCUAGGACUUUAUUUUGCCAUUCUUCUUUUUUCGGUAUUUCUUUUGGUCUCCCCUUCUUUGCAUAUGUUAUUCUGGCUGCUAUUGUCAGGUGGUUAAAUAGAAUCUCUUUGUCUUUGUCUUUAUCCAGAUCCAACAUUCCUAGCAAGAAAUAUUCUGGCUCCUUUUUAAUGUUAGUCUUUAAUAUUUUUUGUAUUUCUCCGUGUAUAUCUUUCCAGAAUUUUUUAGCUUUUGGGCAGGUCCACCAUGUAUGAAAAAAAGUACCUAUCUGUUGUUCACAUUUCCAACAUUUGUUGGAAACAUUUUUGUAAAAUUUUGAAUUUUUUUGUGGUGUAAUAUACCAUCUGUAUAUCAUUUUAUACCAGUUCUCUCUUAAGUCGAAUGCAUAUGUGUAUUUGAUUCUCUGAUUCCAAAUCUUUUCCCAUUUUUCUAAUUUUAUUGGGUGUCCAAUAUUCGCUUCCCAUUUAAUCAUACACGCUUUGAUUUGCUCUGUUUCUGUUUCUAAUGAUCUUUUGUAUAUUUUGGUAAUUAUUUUAUUUUCAGAUUUCAUUAUAUUGUCUCAAAAAGAAUCCUUUUCUGGGAAGCCUUUCUCUUUGUCUAUUUUGUAAAAUUCUUUGGUUUGAGAAGUUGCUAAAUUUAUGUUUAAUUUCUUUUUCCUCUUUGAGUUCUGUAUUUCCUCUGUUUUUUUUUAACAUGUCUCUGUAAGUCGGCCAUGUUUGCCAUCCUAAUUCCCUCCUUUGGAAGGCUUCUAGUGGUGAAACCCAAAGCGGUGUAUUCCUGUAAAAUCUCUCCUUGUAUCUUUUCCAAAUUUUUAUUAAUCCUGCUCUUAUAUAAUUAUUUGUAAAAUUCUUUUCAACCUUUUUUUUAUCGUACCAUGUGUACGCAUGCCAGCCUCUUCUCAGGUCCGCCCCCUAUAAUGUCAGAAUAUUCCUUUUUAGUAAAGUAGUCCAAUCCUUGACCCAUACUAAUCCACAGGCUUCAUAAUAUGAUCUCAGGUCAGGGAGACCCAAGCCUCCUCUUUUUUUUUCCGUCUAUUAAGUUUGUCCUUUUGAUUCUUGGCUUUUUACCUUGCCAUAUAAAUUUCGCUAUAUCUUUGUUCCACAAAUUAAAAAUGUUCAUAUUCCUGAUGAUCGGCAGAGAUUGGAAUAGAUACAACAUUUUAAGUAAAACAUUCAUUUUGAUUAGUGAAAUUCUGCCUAAUAGGGACAAUUUUAGAGACUUCCAAUUUUCUAAAUCUUUUUUUAUUUCCUUCCAUUUCUGGUCAUAAUUAUUUUUCAACAGCUGAGAGUUCUUUGCCGUCAACGUAUAUCCCAGGUAUUGAAUUUUGUCAACUAUCUGAAAUUCUGUUAUUCUAGCUAGUUCUUCUCUUUUGUUUUGGGAUAUAUUUUUAGUUAAGAUCACAGUUUUUUUCUUAUUUAUUCUUAAGCCAGCCAAUUCUUCAAUUUUAUUAACCCAUCUUUUUAUAUUUUCCAAAGGAUUAUUGAUUAUACAAAUUAAAUCAUCAGCAAAAGCCCUUAAUUUGUAAUUUUCUUUGUUUAUUCUUAAGCUUUUUAGAUUUGGGUCUUCCCUUAUACUAUUCAAUAAUAUUUCCAGUAUCAUGAUGAACAGCAGAGGGGAUAAUGGACACCCCUGUCUUGUCCCUUUACAAAUAUAAAAACUUUUGGAUUCAUGUGAAUUUACCGUAAUUUUAGCUUCUUGUCUUUCAUAUAUUGCAUUUAUAGCGUUUGUAAAUUGGUAACCGAAAUCCAUUUCUUUGAGUAAUCAUUUUAAAAAGUCCCAAUUCAGGUUAUCAAACGCUUUUUCUGCAUCCAAACUUAGUAGGGCCAAUUCUUCUUGAUUUUUUUUUCAUAGUAUUCUAUUGUAUUUAAUAUUAUCCUAAUGUUAUCUUUAAUUUGGCGAUUUGGGAGGAAGCCUGUUUGUUCCUCUUUUAUCCAGUCUUUGAGAUAGUUCUUUAAUAUUUCUGCCAAAAUAUUCGUAAAGAUUUUGUAAUCCACAUUCAAAAGUGAUAUGGGUCUGUAAUUCUUUACAUCUUUUGGGUCCUGGUUUUCUUUAUGUAACAUAAUAAUGUUAGCCUUUUUCCAUGAUUCAGGUAGUUUUUGUUGGUUUAGUAUUCCAUUCAUUAUUUUAUGAAGAUACGGUAUUAAUUCCUCUGCCAUUACUUUAUAAUAUGUGGCCGAGAGACCAUCGGGUCCAGACGCUUUGCUUCCAUCCAUUUUCUUUAUUGCCUUUAUUAUUUCCUCUUCUGUUAUUUCGUCGUUUAGGCUUUGUCUUUGUUGAUCUGUUAUUUUUAGUAUGUUUUGCCUAUUCAAAAAGGACAUAAUGUCUUCUUUCUUUAUUUGGUCUUUAGUAUAUAAUUUCUUAUAGUACUUGUAAAAUUGAUUUGUAAUUUCUUGAUCAUUUGUGAAACGUUUCCCCUCUGACUCAAUUUCCGUUAGAAUCUAAGCUUGCCUUUUUUCCGGAUUUUUCUUGGUAACCAUCUUCCUGGUUUGUUUGCAUUUUGGAAAUUGUAUUGUUUUAUAAAUUUUAAUUGUUUGGCCAAUUGUUCUGUUUCUAAAUAAUCUUUUUGAGUGACCCAUAUGUCCAAAUCUUGUUUUAUCUUUCUGUUUGUUGGAUCUAAUUUUAAUUCUUUCUCUAAAAGUGUUAUUUGUUCCAUCACUUUAUCUAGUUCCUGGUUCUUUUUCUUAUUGUUAUGUGCAUUUUGUUGAAUAAAAUGCCCACGCAUAACCGCUUUGCUGGCAUCCCAUACUGGUUGUAAUGAUAUAUCUUGAGUUAUAUUCAGCUGAAAGUAUUCUUUUAGAAUUUUCUUUUUUUUUUGAUGUCCUCUUGUGAUUUUAUUAGAUUAUCAUUAAGUUUCCAUCGAAAGGCCUUUUUUGACUCGUUUAUAGUGCAUUCAAUUGGGCAGUGGUCGGAGAUACUUCUUGGUAAAAUUUGUACUUUGGAAAUUUUAGUAGAUAGACUUUUUGUCGCCCAUAUCAUAUCAAUCCUUGACCAGGAUUGAUAUCUGUUUGAGAAGUAUGUAUAGUCUCUUUCUUUGUUGUGUAAAUUUCUCCAUAUGUCUUUUAGGUCAAAUUCUUGUUUCAUAUUUAAAAAAUGUUUGGGAAGUUGGCUUGUUUUGUUUCCUAAUUUUUUCCUCUGGUCCUUAGAUUUAUCAAGAUCCGGGUCAAUUACUCCAUUAAAAUCUCCGGCGAUUAUCAAAUUAUCGAAUUCUUGGGAUGAUAUAUAUAUAUUUGAGUUCAUUUAUAAUUGUUGUUUUGGGGCCAUUUGGUGCAUAAAUACUGCAAAAAAGUAUUUUUGACCCUUCAGGUUGAUAAUAAUUCCAAUCAUUCUUCCAUCUUGGUCUUUAAAAGCUAAAUUUGAUUCUAUUUUCGGAUUUAUAUAGAUUACUACCCCUCUUUUUUCUCAUUUGCUGAUGAAUAAUAUUCUUUUCCUAUUUUUUUGGAUUAAGUAUGUUGUAUGUUUUUGGUUUAUGUGUGUUUCUUGUAACACCACCAAAUCGUAUUUGCCUUUCUUUAUUUGAUUGAAAAGCUUUUUUCUCUUAUUGGGGGAAUUUAGUCCAUUAACAUUAAAUAUCAGACACUUUAAAUCCAUGACAAUCCUUUAUUUAUGAAGUUUCGUCGGGUACAUCUAAGUCCAAUAGGGGCACACUAGCGGCUGUCAUCGUUGGUGAGAGGAAUCUUGCUCUUUUGCUAUCUCUUUGGGCUUCUUCUUCUGGUGUUUUGUAUCUUUGUCUCUCUGCAGCCUUUUAUAGAAUUCUUUUGCCUUCUCCUUUGAAGUUAUCCAUAUUCUUUCGUCUUUAUAAGUAAUCAUCAUUCCUUCUUUCCUUUCCCAUCUGAAACGGAUUUGGAGUCUCCUUAACUCAACUGCUAAAAACAUAUAUUUUCUUCUCUUGAUCAGAGUACUUGUAGGGUAUUCCUUUAGGAUCGAGACCUUCUUUCCUUUGUAGUAUAAUGGAUUCUUACUAUUGUUUCUCAGUAUUUCUUCUCUCAAUUUUUUUCUUGAGAGAUGAACUAUUACAUCUCUGGCAACUUUGUUUUUUCUGGAGUAAUUGGUAGUGAUUCUAUAUGUUUUCUCAAUAUUUUCUGACAUUUUUUCUUCCAAUCUUUGAGUUAGCUCAGCUGUCAUUUUACAAAUUAUUUCACGGAUCUUUUCUUUGGGGUCUUCUUGUAAUAUUCCUAAAUCUAAGUUGGAAUUCUAAUUCUUUCUGUUCUAAUCUUUCCUGUCUUAUCUCUAAUUUGGUAUUCAUCAUUUCCAAUUUUUCCAUUUUGGCUUGUAAUUCUUUUUGUGAUUGUUCUAAUUUUUGUUUGUCCUGUUUAAUCUCUUUUAUAUCUUUCUGAACUGUAUCUAGAUUCCUUUUCAUAUCCCCUAAUUCCUCUGAAAUUUCUUUUUUCAUGUUAAGCAUUUGCUCUUGGAAGGUUCUCUAUCUGAUAGUCUCAUAAUUUCCCUCAUAAUGUCUUUUAGAUUCACAUUUUCUGGCAGUGAUUGUCUCCUUUGUUGUAUUUUAGACUCUUCUCUUUCCACUCUUACUUUAGGUGUAGUCAUUUUUAUUUCUACUUUCUACCCCUUUAUGAGGUUUUUAAAAUAUUUUAUAAGUGUCUCUGUUGGUUCUGCUGUCUUCUUGUCUUCUUUCCCUGUUCCUAUGGUCCGUUGUCGUUCUCCGUUGUCCGUCGCUCGCUCCAGCACCUGUUGUUUUGUCCCUCAUUGCCUUCUAUUCCUCUUAUCCUCUGUAUCUCCCUCUGUUCCUUUGCUGGCCAGCUCUGUUCUCGUUGUCCUUGUCGCUGCUAGGUCUUUUCCUAUCUUUUCUGUGUCUUCUGUCCCUUUCCAAUGGGCUCUGAGGAUUUUUAGUUGCUUUAUUUCUUUUAUUUCUCUUUGAUUCCCAUUUUUCUUUUUAUUUCCUGAUUCUCUGGGAUGUUUCUCUAUGACCAUUCCCCUUUUCUGGCCCUCUAUCUUCUUAUUUCCUCUCCUCUAUGGUCUCCUCUUCCGGUCCCUUCAUUUGUAUUUCCUGCUUCCUGUUUCCUGUCCUCCCGAUUCUUCUUCCCCAGCCCUUCCACCGCUCUAGCAGUGCUCUCUCUGAUUUUCUUUGUUUAAAGAAAGGGGAGGCUAUAGACACAACAAACUUUCUCACAAGCUUCUGUCAAUUCUACCACUACAUCACCCACUGUCACCACUAACAUGCCUGAUACUAACAGAACCGAUAAACAAACCGAUGCUACCGUAAAUUCCAUCAUUACAUCACCCAUUGUCACCACUAACACUCCUGAUACUAAUAGAACCGAUAAACAAACCAAUGGGGGCCUGUUCUACAGAAUUGCUUUUACUGUCUACAGUGACAAAGACAUCUCAGAGUCAAAUGUUCAGAGUGCUGUUGCCAACUGGCUAAAUCACACCUUUCAGGAUUGGAAUUACACUGUAUAUGUGGUCAAUAUAAGUAUUCAACCAAGUGCCAUGAAAGACAGAGCGAGGGAGAAGAGAAACGUAGAUCAUCAGAGUUUUGAUGUCCGGGCUCUUUUGGUUUAUAACGCUACCAACAAUAUAAGUUUAGAAGAACAAACAAUUGAGAGGAAACUCGAGAGCAAUAAUGUCAGUAUUGGGAAUGGUUGGAGAAUCAAGAAAGUAGACGUUCAUCCUGUUGAAAAAUGUGAAAAUGAAGAAAAUCCUCCAAAUUACAUUUGGGCUGAUACCAGACCCACAGUGACUGAAAGUAUCCUCUGCCAUGGCAGUUCUACCCAAAUUGCAUCAAGAGUAUGCCUUCUGAACCUGGAUAAUUUCACAUCAUACUGGGGUCCACCUGACCUUCGGAACUGUACAGAAAAUGCAGCAGAUAUAGCUAAUCAGCUUCUCAAUCUCACGGGAGAAGGGCAGCAGCUGACUUCAGACAAAGUCAAUGAUGUCAUCCAGAAACUUAAAAAAAUUGUUAAUGAUGAAGAAAUCAAUGAAUCUUUGGGUUCUACUGUAGUCACAAUAUUUUCUAAUAUUCUAACCAGUUCUGAUAGUGUUUUGGCAGCAUCAUCUUCUGAAGCUAUAAAAACUAUUGAUGCUUUAGCACUGAAGAUUCAAUUUACAGGACCUUCCAUGAGCAUCUCAGCAAAAAACUUGGCACUUGGUGUUUCCUUACUAAAUUCAACCUCGUUCACUGGCUCUUCCUUCAGUGUUGGCACCCAGAACAAUGCUUCAGAUUUUCAGAUUGAUUUUGACAAAAAUCAAGAAAAUUCCCUGGCCUCUGUUGCUUUGCCUGAAAGCUUGCUAAAGAAUUUAAGCCAAGAAGAUAUUGAAAUUGUAUCCAGGGCUCAGUUUACUUUUUUCAAUAAAAGUGGACUCUUUCAGGAUGCUGGCAGUAACACCAGUUUAAUCAGUUAUGUGGUGGCAUGCAGCAUUGGCAAUAUUACCAUCCGUGAUCUCCAAGAUUCUGUAAGGAUUACAAUUAAGCAUACUGUCAAGAAUGACAAAAGUCAGAAGACAUCUAACCCUACCUGUGCUUUUUGGGAUAUGGACAAAAACAAGGGCCUAGGAGGAUGGAAUAAAACAGGCUGUGUUCUACAAGCAGCAUCCAGUGAUGAUGAAACCGUUUGUUUAUGCUCGCAUCUUACACACUUUGGUGUACUGAUGGACCUACCAGGAACUGCUCCACAAAUAGAUCCUGAAAACACCAAAGCACUAACAUUCAUAACAUACAUUGGUUGUGGAAUAUCUGCCAUAUUUUCAGCUGCAACUCUUCUGACAUAUAUUGCUUUUGAGAAAUUACGAAGAGAUUAUCCCUCCAAAAUCCUAAUGAAUUUGAGCACAGCAUUGCUUUGCCUAAACUUGGCCUUCCUCCUCGAUGGCUGGAUUGCAUCAUUUGACAUAGAAGGUCUCUGCAUCGCUAUUGCUGCCCUUUUGCAUUAUUUCCUUCUGGCAACUUUUACCUGGAUGGGCUUGGAAGCAGUUCACAUGUAUAUAGCGCUAGUGAAAGUGUUCAAUACAUACAUUCGGCGGUAUAUACUAAAAUUUUGCAUCAUUGGCUGGGGCUUGCCUGCAGUUGUGAUAAUAAUUGUUCUAGCAAGCACAAAUGCAAAUGCAAGUCACAUUUACAACAAGGAUCUGUAUGGCAAAAAUACUAAAGGGCAAGGUGGAGAUGAAUUCUGCUGGAUUCAGGACAAUACUGUAUUUUAUCUGACCUGCGUUGGAUAUUUUGGAAUCAUGUUUCUCAUGAAUAUUGCCAUGUUUGUUGUGGUGAUGAUGCAAAUAUGUGGGAGAAAUGGAAAACGGAGCAAUCGGACUAUGAGGGAAGAGAUAUUGAGGAACCUUCGUAGUGUUAUUAGCUUGACCUUCCUACUAGGAAUGACAUGGGGCUUUGCUUUUUUUGCCUGGGGGCCACUGUAUCUUCCUUUUAUGUAUCUCUUUUGUAUUUUCAACUCAUUGCAAGGUUUAUUUAUAUUUGUAUUCCACUGUGCCAUGAAAGAAAAUGUACAGAAACAAUGGAGACGGCAUCUCUGUUGUGGUAGAUUCAAACUGGCAGACAAUUCAGACUGGAGUAAAACAGCAACUAAUAUCAUUAAAAAGAGUUCAGACAACUUGGGGAAAUCCUUGUCUUCCAGUUCAAUUGGUUCUAAUUCAACCUAUUUGACUUCCAAAUCAAAGUCCACAUGCAAUACUUUCCUUAAAAGGAACAGUCAUUCUGACAAUGUUUUCCUUGACAAGGCAUCACCAAAAUACAUUCAAGUGGACACAGAGCAGAGUUCAAUUAUACCAGUUCAUCAGGUUAUUGACAAAGUCAAGGGGUACUACAAUACACAUUCAGACAACUUCUAUAGAAACAUUAUCAUGUCAGACUCCUUGAGCCACAGCACAAAAUUCUAACUUUCCGGACAUCUGGAAAAAUAAAAUUCAACAAGCAGCAUGGGGAUUCAGAAGGAUGAAUGACAACAUGAAUACUACCAAAGUCUUCUGCUUUACCUUGCUUUGUCAACACUUAUUUAGCAAGUUCCUCUCAGAAAGGUUCUCCUUACACCUAUUUCCUUUUGGAAAAUCAGAACAUCUAAUUAAUUUUCUCCAGUUAUGUACACACUAUUGAUGCUGACAUUUCUCCAUCUGGACAGUUGUCUAAUCUAUUUUCUGUCUUUGUGUGGUCAUCUUAUUUGUAUUAAAAAGGUCCUAAGAACCCAGACUAAAGCUUCUGGAGGAAGACUUUAAGCAUAUUAUCAAGAUGUUUGUAGAAGCAAACUAUAAACAUACAAUCAAUAUAUUUCUUUUUUUAGGAUAUGUUUUUUUUCUGUUAUGUCUUCACCUAAAAGGAUAAUGAAUGUGCUUCUGUGAUGUACAAUGCAUGGGUUUCUCAACAGAGUCAUCCUGCCAGCAACAUGUUGGCAAAAUGACUCUUCCUUUGCUUUGGAGCUCAGACAAAGUCCCCAACUCCAUGAAGGAUUUAAAGUACUGCAGGGAGAGAAGAGGAAAGAGAAGUUCCAACCCAUGAGACAUAAGUCUCCUUGUAUAAUUUUGGAUGGAACCCUUGGGGUAUUCCAAGUUGCCUUUUCACAGUCAAGGGAAAGGGCCUUAUUAUCACAAAAUGUUUGGGUACACAGAGCAAAACUAUCUUCAGAUAAAAUCACCUUAAUUUUGCUUGCAAAGUCUGGGCCAUAUUUAUAACUUUGUGAAUGGAAGUAUCUAAGACUUCAUUCUAGAUUCUAAGUGAAUAGAGGAGGAUGAAAAGAAUGUUUCUGUAGCUGUAUAAAUGCUUGAGGAUGAAUUUAGUGUUAGUAAAAGUCUGCAUAAUCCUGGGCCAUGGGAAUUGGCUCGAUAGAUUACGUUGCCUUUCCUAAAGUCUAUUUUUCAGCAAGAUCUGAAGUAUUAUAAGCCUUCAUUGACUGACUAUAGUAGAUAAAAGGGUAACAAUUUACUUCAUCAAAAACUUAAAUAUAUGAAAGUGUAAGAUUUUAAUAUGAAUAGGGGCUUCCCAUUGAAUCCAACAUGAGCCAUUCUGUAUACAUCUGGCCUUUCUAAAAAUGCUUCUUAGUUGUUGAGUGAACGGAGGACUUGAGAUCAUUGUUUGUUCAUAACGUUGCAUACAGAAUAGAUGAUUAAUCUGCACAUUUAUGGAUUAGUAACAUAAAAAGCUACCUUAAAAAGUCAAGUCAUUGCUCCAUCUAGACCAGUGUUGUUAACUCUUGACUGGCAGUGGUUCUGCAGGGUUUCAGGGAGGAUUCUUUUCUUUCCUUACCUGGAGAUCCUAUGGCUUUAGCAUGCCUCUUUAGACUCACUAAAAACAGUGUGCGUCAUCUUCACAUGGAGAAUAUAUUGUAAUGUUUACUGUAUAUACAUACAUCAUAUUUUUCACUUGAAUGAAAUCUUUAGUUAAAAAUAAUUUCCCAGGUCAAAAAAUAGAACUAAAAUGCAAAAUAGUGUUUGCCACUACUCAGUUCUUCAUGCUUGCUUACUUGUCUGCCUCUCCAAAGGUUUGCAAUACACUGUUGUACAGUAACUCAAAAAUAAGUCCUUUUGAAUGCUAUGGGGUUUGCUCAGAGGUCAGUUUGUAUAGAUUGGACAGCCAUGUUUUAAUCACCUAUUAUAAACUUCUGCAAUAUAAUCUACUGUUAUUACCUCUAUGUUGAUGUCUGUAAUGGACUGUUCAAGAUUUUUAUAGUUCAUCACAAACACUUUUGUUCUGCAUCACCCAUUUUUAAAAGGACUUAGUUAUGUAUGUAUUCCAAUUAAAUUGUCAUGUCACUUGAAUUGCAAACUGUUUAGUGUCUAUUCAAAAUCAAACUGAUCCUAAACCAAGUACUUCAUUUCACAUGAGCUGUGGAUCAGACUGUGAAUUAUAUGAUUUCUGAUUACAUUAAAUUAAGACAGAAUCUAAUGGAGUUAACAACUCCAUUAACAACUGAAGAACUAUUUGUAUGGAAACAUUGACAAGUUUUGCAUAUGAUUAUCUCCUUUCUUACUAGUUUUCAGAAAAUAUUUUGGUGUGACAUUUGAUGGGAGACAGAAGGGAUUGUUUUUGAAUAAUUAUAAGUUAAUAAAAAUAAACAGUUAAAUCAAAGCUAAAAAGUAGAAUUUUACCAAGUCAAUCCCAGCUACUGUGUGAUGAUUCAAUUAUUCCCUAUAUUUUCACUAAAAUAUUCUUUGCUUUUACUACCAUGUAGUAAUCCUAAACUAUUUUAAAUAUGCAUUUUCCAGUGGUUUUUAUGCCCUUUUCCUGGGUAAAUCUUUGGCCUUCUUGUUGGCAUAGCAUCACCUCCCUUGUAUAUAUUUAUUUAUUUUUGAGGUUUAAAAUAUGUCAACAUAGUGUUAGCUGCAUAUUGGCUAUCCUUGUGAUUAUAUGCAUCUGUUUCACAAUAAGAGAGGUAGAAAAAUCAUCUCAAAUAUAUAUAUUUAUAUUUUACUUUCUAUGAGAAAAAUGUAUUGCCUUUGAUAUUGUUUAGCAGCAUGAGUGGAAAACUGAUGUAAUUUCAAAUGCUAGCUGUUAUGGACUAGUGUGGUGGAUUUAGAGGCUGACCAAAGCAGAAAUACUCUCAAGUGUUUUAGUUGUUAGUAUGCCAAAUAAUUAAAUUUUAAAAAAAUUGUGA
Molecule: messenger RNA, 10868 nt
Organism: Anolis carolinensis (green anole)
Lineage: Eukaryota; Metazoa; Chordata; Lepidosauria; Squamata; Anolidae
Gene: adgrg6
Product: adhesion G protein-coupled receptor G6
Exons: 22
Coding region: 5500-8163 (887 amino acids)
Biological process (GO): heart trabecula formation; adenylate cyclase-activating G protein-coupled receptor signaling pathway; myelination in peripheral nervous system
Cellular component (GO): plasma membrane
Molecular function (GO): laminin binding; G protein-coupled receptor activity
Source: RefSeq, a predicted model, not a curated record